This is a messenger RNA of Syngnathus typhle (broad-nosed pipefish), 2905 nucleotides long. It is a transcript of the gene snx30, whose product is annotated as sorting nexin family member 30. Gene Ontology annotation, molecular function: phosphatidylinositol binding. The transcript has 9 exons. The record is from RefSeq and is a predicted model, not a curated record. Lineage: Eukaryota; Metazoa; Chordata; Actinopteri; Syngnathiformes; Syngnathidae. Bases 154 to 1485 code for a protein of 443 amino acids.
ACUAUUAUGACCAAAGAGCGGCUCGGAAAAUCCGUCCCUUACUAGAAGACGAACAGAAAAUAUUUACGCCUGUCCGUGCAAACGUCAGUUGCAGCCGGAGACUGGACAGCCGCUAACCUCGACUUGCAGGCGAGCCCCCGCGCCUGCCGCACGAUGAGCGUCAGCGCACAGCGCGGCCUGGCCAGCUCGGGGCAGAAGCACAUCGCAGAGAUUCUACACCCGUUGUCCGCCUCUGACGAGCCGCUGUUCCCGGGGCCAGAUGUCAGCGUCACCGCUGGGGGCGAGAAGGAGCCAGGGCUGUCCAAUGGGACGCCAGCCGACACGCCGAGUCCCGCCUCAGCAUCUUCGCUAUUCAACAGGCUGCAACUGGACGACGAUACCGAGUCGGACCCCCGGGAUUACUACGGCUCCGCCGAAACGCGUGAUCUGUUUGUCACGGUGGACGACCCGAAGAAGCACGUCUCGACAAUGGAGACGUAUAUCACCUACAGAGUGUCCACCAAGACUACACGGAUUGAGUUCGACCUUCCGGAAUACUGCGUGCGACGCCGUUAUCAAGACUUUGAUUGGUUGAGGAUCAAGCUGGAGGACAGCCAGCCUACCCACCUGAUUCCUCCUUUGCCGGAGAAGUUUGUAAUGAAGGGCGUGGUGGAUCGUUUUUCUGAAGAGUUUGUCGGAACGCGCAUGAAAGCUCUGGAUAAGUUCCUCAAGAGGGUUGCCGACCAUCCGGUCCUGUCCUUCAACCCACAUCUCAACGCUUUUCUGUCUGCUAAGGACCUGAACAAGCGUCAGGGUCUGGCACUGCUCACCAAGGUGGGCGAAUCGGUGAAGCACGUCGCCGGAGGCUACAAGCUACGAGCGCGGCCGGCCGAAUUCUGUGCCAUGGGAGAGUAUCUGGACACCUUCAGCCAAAAACUGGGCACCAUCGACCGUAUUGCUCAGAGGAUCCUCAAAGAGCAGUCAGAGUACUUGGCUGAGCUGCGCGAGUACGGCUCCGUUUACUCGAGCUGGAUGGGAGCCGAAGAGGAACUACAGCCCCCCCUGGAGGGAGUGGCGAGCUCCGUAUCCACGUGUUGCGGAGCCAUGGAUGACCUGUGCGAAAACAUCGGGCAGGAUUUCCUACCCGUACUCCGAGAGUAUAUGCUCUACAUCGAGUCCAUGAAGAAUGUGUUGAAAAAGCGCGACCAGUGUCAGGCGGAGUACGAGGGACGCCUAGAAGCCGCCAUAUUGCGUAGACAGGAGGACAGAACGCCCAUGCCACCUGAGGUGGAACGCUGCCAAGACAAGGUGGAGUGUUUCAACGCCGACUUGAAAGCCGACUGGGAGCGUUGGCAGAACAACAAGCGGCAGGACUUCAAGCAGCUUCUCGGCGGCACGGCCGACAAAAAUAUCAAUUACUACGAGAAGUGCCAAACAGCGUGGGAGUCGCUCAUAAGCGUCCUGCAGGACAAACAAACUGAAGAGCAAAUGAGCGAGACGGACUGAAGCCCCUCAUCACGUACUUUUUUUCACACCAAGGACCGAGCAGACCAAAUGAAGGACCGCGUUUUCCCGAGUCGACUGUCAAGAUCGGACUUUUCUACAAGCCAGUGCACAAACUGGUCAAAGAGCGACAAUUUUCUCAAUCCAGACUUUAAUUUUCUUGGUGUUGCUUUUUUUUCUACUUCAUAGUAUUUUGUUGCCAAUGCUGCUUAUUUAAUCACACGCUAAGAAGGCGUGCUCUCUCUCAUUCUUUUUACAAUGUGAGGCAAGGGUACUAUUUUAUUUUAUUUUUUUCUUCAGCAAACUGAUUCCCGCCUGAGAUUGUUUUCCAAGGGUUCUCAAAUGUGAUUGUCUUUACGCUUAUGUCAGCUUACUUUGAAAAAUCUAUACUUGCCACGGCGUCUGCGUUUCACAACAUGGCCUUUGAAAUGCUGCGGUAAUAAGCUCAAAACCGAGCGGGUUAGUUAACUGAUCGCUAUCUGGUUAGCAGCCAAGGCUGAGCCCCGUCAGAUCGACCUCACUUUUGAUUAUUUUGGGACUAAAUCACUGUCACUAAUCUGAACAGAUUUUCUAGUUUGUCACCUCAUGGUACUGCAACAAUUUUUUUUCAGUAUUGUAAUCAAAAUCGAUGUUACCUACAGCUUAGAAAUGUGCCUGUUCUUGAGUUUGCUUGUAAUUUCAAGCAAAUGUUUUGCUGUCUAUUUCAGCAGAGGUACAGACUGAAAUUAGCUUUCAAACUGCCUUCACUAAAUGCGGCAGUUGUUUCAUUAAAAUAUUUUUUGAAGUAACAUUUUGUUUUUGUGUAAUUUAUCCCAAAUGUACAGGCGAGGAGUUGUGGAUGGAUCCAUUUAAUGUGAAAAUGUAAGAAGGGAAGUUCUCAAUGAAAAUAUUAAGCUAGUAUACGGAAUGAAUGGACAUAGCUUUUAUUUUUGAUAGAGCUUUAUGUUGAGUUCUUUUGCCUUCUGAUUGCUGCACUAUACACAAAUCCUCCCGUCUAAAAUGAGUUUGAAGUGAAAUGUUGAUUUGACAAAAGUAAUAAUUCUUGUAAUUUUUUUUUUUGGUAACAUUUAUUUCAGGUUGAAAGCCCAAAUGGGGACAAGAUGACAGCUGCCAACAUAUAUUCUGUAAUACUUUUUUGAAUGUCCUGUAAUAAUAUAUAUAUUUUUGCAUUAUUUCCAUCACAGCAAAAAUAUAUUCAACUUUCUGUUAAUUUCUUUUAAAAAGUUAAACACUUAUGUCUGUUGUGUUUAUUGCUCCCUGAUGUUUACAUUUUACGUUCAGUCAAUUCUGGAAACUUGAACAUCUUGUAAUUAGCUAUAAAUAUAAAGUCUGUAUAUUGAUGUUGUUUGAUGCAAUAAUAUUUACCUCAAAUUAUUUUGAGAUAUAUUGGACCAAAAUUAAAAAUAAAUUGAUUUGAUAAUUA